Vombatus ursinus (common wombat) is the source of this 3400-nucleotide messenger RNA. It is a transcript of the gene GTPBP1, whose product is annotated as GTP binding protein 1. The coding region runs from base 22 to 2028 and encodes 668 amino acids. The record is from RefSeq and is a predicted model, not a curated record. The transcript is spliced from 12 exons. Gene Ontology annotation, molecular function: GTPase activity; GTP binding; translation elongation factor activity. Lineage: Eukaryota; Metazoa; Chordata; Mammalia; Diprotodontia; Vombatidae. Gene Ontology annotation, biological process: translational elongation.
AGGUAGCCGAAGCGAGUGAAGAUGGCGGCGGAGCGAAGCCGCUCCCCGAUGGGCUCGCCGGUGCCGGCCUGUAUGUUUGCGCCGGAACCCAGCCCCCCGGGCGCAACCCGCGCCGCGGCCGCCGCCUCCCGCCUCCACACGGGCUUCGAUUCGGAUUGCAGUGAGGACGGGGAGGCGCUCAACGGCGAGCCCGAGCUGGACCUCACCAGCAAGCUGGUGCUAGUAAGCCCAACAUCAGAGCAGUAUGACAGCCUCCUCCGGCAGAUGUGGGAGAGGAUGGACGAGGGAUGCGGAGAGACCAUAUAUGUCAUUGGGCAGGGAUCAGACGGGACCGAGUAUGGGCUGAGUGAGGCUGACAUGGAGGCCUCGUAUGCGACCGUGAAGAGCAUGGCCGAGCAGAUGGAGGCGGAUGUCAUCCUCCUGCGGGAGCACCAGGAGGCCGGCGGCCGAGUGCGCGACUACCUUGUCCGCAAGCGGGUUGGAGACAAUGACUUCCUGGAGGUCAGGGUCGCCGUGGUGGGCAACGUGGACGCGGGGAAGAGCACGCUGCUGGGGGUCCUGACGCACGGGGAGCUGGACAACGGCCGAGGCUUCGCCCGGCAGAAGCUCUUCCGGCACAAGCACGAGAUGGAGUCGGGCCGCACCAGCAGCGUGGGCAACGACAUCCUGGGCUUCGACAGCAAGGGCAACGUGGUCAACAAGCCCGACAGCCACGGGGGCAGCCUCGAGUGGACCAAGAUCUGUGAGAAGUCCACCAAGGUCAUCACCUUCAUAGACCUGGCCGGCCACGAGAAGUACCUGAAGACGACCGUCUUUGGCAUGACUGGCCACCUGCCCGACUUCUGUAUGCUCAUGGUGGGCAGCAAUGCUGGGAUUGUGGGCAUGACCAAGGAGCAUCUGGGCUUGGCACUGGCGCUCAACGUUCCCGUCUUUGUCGUGGUCACCAAGAUUGACAUGUGUCCAGCCAACAUCCUACAAGAGACCCUGAAGCUGCUGCAGCGCCUGCUGAAGUCUCCGGGCUGCCGCAAGAUCCCUGUCCUGGUGCAGAGCAAGGACGAUGUGAUUGUGACCGCAUCCAACUUCAGCUCAGAGAGGAUGUGCCCCAUAUUCCAGAUCUCCAAUGUUACAGGAGAGAAUUUAGACCUGCUCAAGAUGUUUCUGAACCUGCUGUCCCCACGCACCAGUUAUCGGGAGGAUGAGCCCGCUGAGUUCCAGAUCGAUGACACGUACUCCGUGCCGGGCGUGGGGACAGUGGUGUCGGGAACCACGCUGAGGGGCCUGAUCAAGCUGAAUGACACGCUGCUGCUGGGCCCCGACCCCCUGGGCAACUUCCUGCCCAUCGCAGUGAAGUCCAUCCACCGCAAGAGGAUGCCGGUCAAGGAGGUGCGCGGAGGCCAGACAGCCUCCUUUGCUCUGAAGAAGAUUAAGCGCUCCUCUAUACGGAAAGGCAUGGUCAUGGUGUCUCCGCGCCUGAAUCCCCAAGCUUCCUGGGAGUUCGAGGCCGAGAUCCUGGUCCUCCAUCACCCCACGACGAUCAGCCCGCGAUACCAGGCGAUGGUGCAUUGUGGGAGCAUCCGGCAGACUGCCACCAUCUUGAGCAUGGACAAAGACUGUCUGCGUACCGGGGACAAGGCCACAGUUCACUUCCGCUUCAUCAAGACGCCCGAGUAUCUGCACAUAGACCAGAGGCUGGUGUUCCGAGAGGGCCGUACCAAAGCUGUGGGCACCAUCACCAAGCUCCUGCAGACCACCAACAACUCCCCAAUGAAUGCCAAACCCCAGCAGAUCAAGAUGCAGUCGACAAAAAAGGGUCCCUUGACUAAACGGGAUGACGGGGGGCCGCCUGGCGGGCUGGCAGCAGGGGGGCCUCCUGGAGAGGAAGCUCCCCUGCCAGGGGCCGCCCAGCCCACCCCCUCCAGCGUCCUCCAGCCCCAGCCCAAGGCCAGCAGUGGAGGCCGUCGCCGGGGAGGCCAGCGGCACAAAGUGAAGUCCCAGGGGGCCUGCGUGAUGCCGGCCAGUGGCUGCUGAACCCCUCCCGUCUCCCCCCACUCGGCCUCCCCCAGGAUCCUCCUGUCCCCCACCUCCUGUCUGAAAGAUGAAGCAGAGUGGCUAUCCCCCCGCCGAGCCCGUGCCCCCUCGGCCCCUCCACCUCCAUGUCCCCGGGAUUGUAAUUUAUAAGCUCCAGAAGAGGGCUGGAGGAGGGCGGGGAUGACUUGCCCCCACUGUCCUCCUGGGCCCUCGGACCGACCUUCCCUGACACACUUUUGUACAUCUUGGGCCCUGAGUUUUUAUUCCUUUUUAUUAUUAUAUAUAUAAAUAUAGAGAGAGAGAGAGAGUGUGUGUGUGUGCGUGUGUGUAUGUGUGUGAAGAUGAAGGCGGCUGGGCCAAGUAUCAAGAUCCCAUCUCUUCUCUCCCCCAUUCCUUACGCAUAACUAUCCUCAGGGGUUCUCAGGCGGGGUGGGGAGAGGUGGGGGACACUGUACUCUGCCCUUUAGAUUGGGACCCUCCCCCACUCCCCUUCCCUUCAGAGCAUUGCAGGAAGAAUGGCCCCUGGGCUGGGGAAGGCCCUGGUCACCAAAGGAGGGCCCUCCAGCCCCUCACUUCUGCUGUUCUAAAUGGGGGUGAGAAUGGAAAGGACGGCCGCCUCCCCUUCACUCCUUUCUCUCUUUCUAGUCCCCCCUUCCCCUGAAAAAGGAAGCCCCAAAGCGCUUAACUUGUAACCAGUAGAUUGGAGGGCUUCAGACUGGCCUUAUGCCCACCCCUCAACCUGCCACCAUGGCUUCCAGUUUUUCCGUUUGGAGACAAUCCCCCCUUCUUCCUUCCCGGCCAAAUUGGCUUUGGGGAUUCUGGAGAAUUUCCACUCUGGCCUGGAGGUGGGGCCCUCAGCUUGCUUGGGAUUAUGUUUAUGAAGUCCCCUGUGGGCUAGGGGAUCCUCUCCCCGAGUGGGUGGAGCAGCUGCUCCCCCUGCCCGUCCAUCCUGCCCACUCUGCCCCGUUGUGGCUGCCACUGGAGCUGACUCGGAGCUUGUGCCAAGGGUGUGGAAGUCCCCAGCGGGUUGAAACUCUGGGUGCUGAGAGAGGGAGUGGGACGGGCCCUCCUCGGCUUGACUUGAGGCCUGCAGUUCAGGCUGGGGUGGGACCAGCUCAGGCGGCAGCCUUGUGACCCACUCCAGGGAGGAGCCACGGCCCAAGUCUGUGCUCUGCCCCAACCGGGGCCGCCCUUAGCUUCUCACUCUCUUCCCCCCUUGUCCCCCUUUUCCCACUAGAAGGCGAGGCCCCUUCCCCAGACUUGACUUAGUUUCCCUCUCCCACCCCCAGGUGUUUCCCCUGGUUGUUACUGACCAGCAUUUAUGGACCAGCCAGACUGACAUUCUAAAUAAAAGUUUGUUUGCAGUCCAGUA